Bursaphelenchus okinawaensis is the source of this 2539-nucleotide messenger RNA. NCBI's taxonomy places the organism in Eukaryota, Metazoa, Nematoda, Chromadorea, Rhabditida, Aphelenchoididae. The record is from the annotation of a GenBank genome assembly.
AUGGAGUUCGAUGCCAGUUUUCUCCUCAAAAUCCUCGUGGCAAAUGCGUUGCAAAAAAGGGAUGGCAAGGUAAUCUGUGCCAAAUUCGUGAGUUUCAAGCACAAUGCACAAGAUACAAGCGUCACUCGAAGCAUCACUCCCGUUUGUCCACAUUAUUCAAAUAGUCCCACUACGAAGUAAGUUUUUACGGUUAGCCGGAAGCGCGACUUGAGAAUAUAGAUUUAGAUGUCAUGUUAGCCUGAAAUUUCUUGUUUUUUUGUUUAAUUGUUAAAUUUCUUGUCUCCGGAUGUAUUGAAACUUCCUAUUAAUGUAUUUAAAUUUUAAUAUUUAGAGCGUUCAAGUAUGACAGAACUGAUGUCGCUGAUCUGCAUUACGUUUUUUCCUUGAAGGACAUUGACAAUUUGUAUGCUUAUGGCAAAAAUAAAAAUAACGCGUAAGUUUUUUGAAUUUAUAUACUGUGACGGAUGACGAUUUAAACAUUGAGAAGAAUCCCCUUCCUCUCAUUCUGCUGUUUGCAGGUAUUCUGGCCUUUUUUGAACUAAUUUUUUUCAAAUUUAUAAUAAAAAUUAUUGCUAAUUCUUUAACUUUUUAGGUUUUAUGCGUUUAACUUUAACCACGACAAGCCAUUUUAUAAUUUCUUUGAAACAGAAAAAAAGUAUUGGAUGGUUGGAAACGUAGUUCUGCUACAAGGAGACAAUCCUACGCUUUACUUUUUUAACGGCAAAGGUUUAGUACCCAUGAACAACAACGUUAAUCUUUUCUAUGAAAAAGUCGUUGGAAGUACGGAGACUGGCGACCUAUGGCUUCGUAAAGACAAAUGCAAGAAGCUCGAAGCAAAGGAAGACAACUACAACUUGGUUGAUUACGAUUGCAAAGAUCCCGAGCAACUGCUUUUAUCACUGGUAUGCGACUUUAUCUUUUUAUCUUAUUUACUCUUCUUUUUAAAGUUAUGUGACAUCAGGUAUAAUUUUUUAUUUUUUUAAAGUUUAUAUAUAUCUAUACUUGUAUAUAGACAUGUGAAAUGAGCCGGGCCUUAGUGUUAGGCCGAUCCGGUCAGAAUUUUUUUACGUGAAAAAAGCCGGGCUUUUCUUGGCUUUUUGGGGCGUGACUUGAUUUUCAGGCUUGACCAUACCUAAACGUUGCACAGGCCCGGCCAGAUGGUAGGCCCGGCUCGUUCUCCAUGUCUACUUGAUAUAUAUAUAUAUAUGCAAUAUGUAAAAUUGUUUAAUGCUUUUAAGACACGUUAUUGCAAUGUUUCAAAAGCAUAAAUUUUGUAAAUUUAAUAAAUUUUUGAAAAUUUGAAUUUCAGAGUGCACUGAAAGAAAUUGGCGCCAAUUUGAAUAAAGACGAGGCCAGUGCGAACGACUUUGCCAUAUUGUAUUAUGAGUGAGUGGUUUGUUAUCUUUUUUGUUGUACUGGUCAAAUAAAAGAAGUAUUUUGAAAAUAUUGACAACCCUUAUGUAAUAUGAUAUAUUGAAACUCUAGGCAAGCGUCCGCCACUAUCCCACCUACUACUACAACACUAAUCACCACCACUGAAACGGAAGCCCCUUCUGAUGACAUUGACUUAUUCACCACGUCAACUUGGUGAGUUUAGACUUGGGUUGGACUGGAUUUUUUCAUUUUUCUAGCUUGGAGAGAAAGGGAGGAGGGUUGUAGAGUAAAAAAAUUUCAAUUUUGUCUUGACUAUGCAAGUCAUUUAGGAGAACGCCAAAUACUACUGCCAAACUUGCACCAACUGCCACAUGGAGUUUUUGGGGAUUGGCCGUAGUAAGUUGAUAUUUUGUACUUUUUGUGAAAAGAUGUCAUGUUUCUGAAUUAAAAACGUUUAUUUGGCUAGUCUAUACUAUGUAAAUAAGAUAAAAAUCGACUUUUUCAGUAACGACAUUAAUUUGAAUAUUUUAGUCUUAUCGGAGCCAUUGUUGCUUGUGUUGUGAUUUUCGCAGCUGUCAUUUAUUGUACAUUCAAAUCCAAGAUCAAUAGAAUGUGUAGAAAUAUGAAAAUACAUUGGAAUGAGAGUAAAGAAAGUCGAUCGAAGAAAUUGGCGCUCCAUAAGUUGCAAAAGAAACUUAAAGGAUCUCGUAAAGACAAAAACGGGAAAACACAAAAGAAGACAUCCAAUAACUCCCAAGAUGGAAACAGUACACCUAAAAAGGCGGAGAAACUUAGACUCUCGGGAAAUUCGCAAGACAACGCAUCUAUUAGUUCUAAUAGUCAUAGCGCAGUGGAACCACAGAACCAGGAGGAGGAGAAUGUUCCAACAACCAGGGCGUCGACGCCGUCAGUUCCCAAUCAGGCGGCGGACUUUCCAACAGGCAGGGAGAAGACGGAACCUGGAACAUCCAAGCAGGGGACGGCGCGACCUGGAACAUCCAGUCAGAAGACGCAGGCAGAAACAUCACAAAAAGAGCAGGCGUCGCGAGGGGAAUCACGCAAGCAAGAGACGUCGGCAGCGGAAUCACAGGAUCAGGUGGCGCCGCAAAUGGGAACACCCAAGAGUAAGAGGAACAUGCCAGAAAAAUCGAAGAAGAAUAAAUGA